This is a messenger RNA of Anisakis simplex (herring worm), 3441 nucleotides long. NCBI's taxonomy places the organism in Eukaryota, Metazoa, Nematoda, Chromadorea, Rhabditida, Anisakidae. The record is from the annotation of a GenBank genome assembly.
AUGCGACAUCGACUGAUAACCACAGCAUUCGUGCUGCCAAUGGUAGCAAAUUUUAUUGUUGUUCAAGCACUCAAUUAUCGAUGUGAUAAUAAUCAAGUUGUUAUCGUACAAGGUUUUGGUAAUGACUCAAUACGAAUGCAUUGUCAAAAUCUGAAUUUAUGUGGUCAUACGAAGUUGCGAUGCUCAUACGAUUCAUCACAACCGCUCUGCGGUGGUAAAUCAAACUUCGUGGCACAAGUCUCACAAUCGACACCCACUGCGCCUCUUCCCUCCCGCACCAUCCUCUCACCUCGUGUAUUAUUUUUCAGCAUUGCACACACAUGUUGUGAUAUUCAAUCGUGGAAUGGUGACAGCACGGUGCUGCGAUCACAUUUGGGCAAUGAUUGCUUUGUUUACGAAUUGCCCGACGUUGAUAACAAGCUGUCAUCGGCUGAAAUGGGGCUCAACAUGAACAGCAAUGAGCAUGAGGAUCAUUCAAAAACACAGGACGAUGAAUAUACGCUAUUGAAAUUAGCCAAUCAACUGCCCGAUAAUUUCGAAAAUUACAGUGGAUAUCGUUUGCGAUUGUUUUUACUCAAAAACAAAUCGCCGCCUUUACUGAUCGUUAAAGGAAUCGAAAGAAGACCUGAUGGAUAUCGAGUGACAAUCUGUCGACCUCGAUGUGAACACGACGAACAAGAGGAUGAAUCAUUGAAGCGCUUAAAAAGUGUUAAUGAUCAACAACGAAAUAGCGCUACCAAUAAAUUGACGUCAAAGUCAUUUUCAUCCACCUCAAAACAAUCUCAAACAAACGACCAUGAUCAAUCGAAUCUAACUUCGCACAUCUCCAGUCAAGACAUCACCAAUGAUGGUCUCCUCAAAGCUAAUAGAACAUUCAACGUCCAAGAAAUAACACAUUCAAAAACUGGUUUUACUGAUGAAAGCGAUCGUAAUGCUUCAACUACAGAGGCUGUUCCGAGCAGUAACCAGGAAUUUGCAGCAGCCGACAAUAAGAGUGGGAAUAUUCAGGCAGGAACGAAAGUAAUACAGUUACCAAGCAAUGGUGAAUGGAUUUUGGCCACAUGGUCAGCCUGGACAACAAAUAGGUGGUCAUCAUGGUCACAUAGUGAAUGGUCAGAAUACGAUGGUGGUGCCACCCAGAAUGGAGAAACAAGCAUGAGCGAUCCAAAUACUCGUGUUCGUUUCAAGAGCACUACUUCCGACGUUGCAAAAAACGACAAAAAUUGCUGCAAUAAUAAAAACGAUGAGCCUGAAACUGAUGAUAACAGUAGCAACAGCGGUGUCAUAAUGAAAACUUUAGAAUCUCUAGGAAGGUUACUGAAACAAGCGAUAAGUAAAGAGCGAGAUCAACAACAAGAAGAAUCGAAUGCAAACCACCUAGGUAAUGAUGGUGGUGAGGAUCGAUCGAACGGAACUCUCAAAAACGAUUUAAUAAGCAGCAUUCAACAACGAGCAUCGGAACAAAAUGGCGAACAGAAAGAAGAAAUACGUCAAUCAGAUGGCACAAAACACACUGAGCGUCAACUAUCAAAUACGAUUACAAACCAAAACAAAGGUGCUGACGUAACUGCUGAAGGGAAAACGAUACAAAUCGAUAAUCGAAAUGAGAAUACACUCAAAGUGAUUAUUGAGCAUGAAAACUUGAAAACAGUCAACGUUGAUAAAGAUGAUAAUCGAGGUGACGUAAGAUUAUCAUCGAAUAAAGGUAACAUUGUAAAAGAAAAUGGUAAGAACGCUAAGUUAACAAUAUCAACUUCACCACCACCAUCCAAUACUUCUUCAGUAUCAGAAAGAGAAUUAAUUUCGAAACAUAUUAUCCUUUCAAGCAACAACACAUCAGCUAAAGCCGAAUCACCUUCAGCUGCUACUGUACCAAUAACAGCAACAAAGAAUACAAACGCAAAAUCCUCAGCAACUAAUCGUUUGGACAAAAAAAGUCAUCAAAAUGAACGAGUUCACGAGGACAACAUCGAAUUGGUUACCGAUAAACCCAAGUCCAAAUCAGCUGCUAGCAACACGCUUGAUAAUGACAAAAAUAAAAAGAAAGAGACAGAACGAACUGCGAGCAAUAGUCAUCAACAACCACAGCAAACAAUACCAACAACGAUGAAUCCAACCAAAACCACUCUGAAAGGUCGUAAACAAGCUGCAUCCGAUGAGCGUCAAUCACCAGAGGACGCCUCGAUGACAAAACGAACACGAAUCACAUCCAGUGAUAUGAAUAACAGUCCAAACAAUAAUGAUAAUAACAAGCAAACAUCCAACGAAACUGCAACUGACAAUGUAAACGUCGAAAAAGAGGAUAUAAAUGUUAUGAAUAUUAUCAAUGAUACGAUACCUUCCGAAAUGAUCUUCAGUGGAGGAGAUAAUGUGGAAAAUAGCACAAAAAUUACGAUAAAAGAAGCUGCAGAACAACUGUUGGCUGAACUGACAACUGGUGGUGGUGGUGUUGGCGCGACUGGCGCUGAGGUUGAGGCACGAGCACGACAAAAUAAGUCUGAGCCUACGACCGCGGCUGGAACUGUACCACCAAUUCGAACCGAAGAUCUCGCAGUUGAGGCCGCAGCUAGAUCAGCCGGAACGCAACCUGCUCCAACUGGGACCAAACCUGCUCUAGCCGGAGAUGAAUCUGCUUCAGCGGUUGCUAAACUAGCGGCCGAUCCAGCAAAAUCCGGUACUGCUGGAGCAGCACCAUCAAUUGAACCAGUAGUCCGAGCCGCAGUUGCAAGACUUCAAGCGGCAGACGCCGCUAAAGGUGGUGCAGCAGCCGGGAUGAACUGCUUCAGUGCGGAUACAAUGGUACAAACGCAGAAUGGUUUAAGACGAAUGAAAGAAGUGGAAGUUGGCGAUUACAUUUUGGUGCCUGCUGCUGGGAAUGUGCUAAAAUACGAGCGAGUCGAGAUGUUCUACCACCGUGAACCAGAAACACGCGCUAAAUUUGUCGAAUUGAAAACCGCAAGUGGACGCUCGUUGACUUUGACGGAACUUCAUUUGCUGCCAUUGGGGGAAUGUGAGCAAAUGCGAAGUAAAUUACUCACGGUGGGAAGUAUCGAUGAGUGGCUACGAAAAUCCAGAUUCGCUUACAAGGCUAGACGGGGUGAUUGCGUGCUUGCAGUCAGUCAAACUGGACAACUGUUCGCGGAUCCCAUCACAAAGAUCGGUCGGAGAUUGCUGAAAGGAAUUUAUUCACCGAUAACCGUCGAAGGCUCAAUAGUGACCGAUGGUGUGCUAGCGUCAUGCUUCUCACAAGUCGAAAGUCAUUUUGUGCAAAAGCUCGUUUAUGAUUUCAUGAUGCUGUUCUAUCGAACAUUUGAUUAUUGUCAUUUCCUUCAUUUCAUUCAAUGGUCCACUUCUUUGACACAUCCCAUACAACAUCUACCGUCAUUUAUUCAAUUCAUUCAUCACAUCAGUCGAUACAUUGUUCCGUUUGCUAAAUACUAA